Capsicum annuum is the source of this 2802-nucleotide messenger RNA. Its product is annotated as putative serine/threonine-protein kinase-like protein CCR3. Lineage: Eukaryota; Viridiplantae; Streptophyta; Magnoliopsida; Solanales; Solanaceae. The record is from RefSeq and is a predicted model, not a curated record. Gene Ontology annotation, biological process: protein phosphorylation. The transcript has a single exon. Gene Ontology annotation, molecular function: ATP binding; protein serine/threonine kinase activity. The coding region runs from base 196 to 2637 and encodes 813 amino acids.
UCCAUGAAAUUCAGCUAAAUGGGACCCACUAAGCCACGUGCAAUAGAGAAUCCAGCAAGUACCACCUCUUUCAGCUCUGUUCACUGUUUCACUUUUAGCCUUUUCAAACAACAACAACAACAGAAAUUGGUAACACCAAACCCCUUUUUCUCUCUUUCUACAAAUGACGGAGGAAUUUUCAAAUAUACUUUGUAGAUGACGACGCCUUUAUACGCCGUCGCCGUUACCGUAGUAAGCGUGUUCGCUUACAUUGAAGCUCUUGGUGGCUCCGCCUCCACUCUUGCUAUUACCUACGGCGGCGGCACCGUUACUAUAUGUGGUAUAGUUGCUAACCAGCCAAUACAAAGAAUCUAUUGUUGGAGAGAUGGAGAUAAUCAAUCAUCUAUGGCUACACCUGUUUUACCUGACGUCUCCUUCGACUUCAUCGCCGGUGGCCUCGAUGGCUUCGUCGGUAUUCGGUCUGGUGGAUUUUCUCUACUCUACUGGAACAACAGUUUCAUUCCCAAACGGUUGUAUUACAGUAACUCAACGUUGUUGACAGCCGUUACAAUGGGUGAAACCCAAAUUUGCGCAAUCAAGGAGAACAACACUACCCAAAAUGCUACCUGCUGGAGAGGCGGAGGCGGAGGCGGAGGCGGAGGCGGAGGCGAUUCGAGAAAUGGGUCAUUAGCAUCUUCUCAAUUCAUAUCAAUAUCAUCUGGGUCUCAGUUUUCUUGUGGUGUUUUAGAAAGCUCGAACAGGGUUGUCUGUUGGGGAAAUGGUAGUAGUAGAGGUGAUGAUAUAGCUGCAACUAUCCAAUCUGGGUUCGGUAAUGAAACGACGGUGAACAUAUAUGCUGGAGGAAGGCACGCUUGUGGGGUGAGUACUACCGGAUUUUUAAUUUGCAGAGGUGAUAAUAGCAAUGGUCAAUUGGAUGUUCCUUCUAAUUUGUUGUUGUCUAACGAUUAUUUUGGAUUAGCUUUAGGAAUGAAUCAUACUUGUGGAAUUCGGAAUGUGAAUCAUACCGUGAUUUGUUGGGGUGGAAAUGGUGCAUUUUCAAGAAAUAAUAAUGUAACAGAACAAGUUUCUUUUGAAUCAGUCGUAGCCGGUGUAGAUUUUACAUGUGGAUUGACAACAAAUAAUUUUUCAGUCUUGUGUUGGGGUCCAGGUUGGACUAGUAGUAUGUAUCCUCAAGGGGCUGUCCUUCCUUUACCAACGAUUCUUCCAGGUCCGUGUGUACAAAGUAAUUGUACUUGUGGUAUAUAUCCGCAGUCUCAAAACCUUUGUUUUGGCAGUGGCAAUAUUUGUAGGCCUUGUGAUUUCUUAAGUUUAGCACCACCUACAUCACCACCACCAGCUCCACCACCACCAUUGGCGCCUUCUUCGCCUUCGAGGAGGCUAAGAAGGGGUUUAUUAGCUUUUGCCAUUGUUGGAUCAGUGGGGACUUUUGCAGGGAUUGCUAGUAUAAUUUAUUUUCUGUGGGCUGGUGGUUGUUUUGGAAAGAAGAAAGUUCAUAAUUCAGUUCAACCUACUAUUACUGCUCCUACUUCUACCGGUGGGCAAUUAUCCAGUAGUAGUCGUCCUGUUUCAAGAUCAUCAACUCUUAGGCGUCAAGGGUCGCGGUUGAUGAGGCGUCAAAGGAGUGGAACUUCUUCUAAACACACAGACAGGGCAGAGGAGUUUCUGUUUACUGACCUUGCUGCAGCUACAAACAAUUUUUCUCUAGAAAACAAGAUUGGUGCUGGUAGUUUUGGAGUUGUUUACAAGGGAAAACUACUGGAUGGUCGUGAGGUCGCGAUCAAACGUGGUGAAACGGGUCCAAGAACGAAGAAAUUUCAGGAGAAAGAAAGUGCAUUUGACUCAGAAUUGGCAUUCUUGUCUCGCUUACACCACAAACAUUUAGUUAGACUUGUUGGUUAUUGUGAAGAAAGGGAUGAAAAGCUUUUAGUUUACGAGUACAUGAAGAAUGGAGCGCUUUUUGAUCAUUUACAUGAUAAGAACAAUGUGGAGAAGAGCAGUAGUAUAGUGAAUUCUUGGAAAAUGAGGAUCAAGAUUGCAUUAGAUGCUGCACGAGGCAUCGAAUACCUUCACAAUUAUGCAGUUCCGCCUAUAAUUCACAGGGACAUUAAGUCAUCCAACAUCUUGAUCGAUGCAAACUGGAUUGCAAGAGUGUCUGAUUUUGGAUUAUCACUAAUGGGGCCAGAGUCUAAUCGUGAUUUCAGCAGCAGGCCAAUGAAGGCUGCUGGCACAGUUGGGUAUAUUGAUCCCGAGUACUAUGGUCUAAAUGUGUUGACAACAAAGAGUGAUGUGUAUGGACUCGGAGUAGUGUUGUUAGAACUCUUGACAGGAAAGAGAGCCAUAUUCAAGACUGAAGAGAAUGGAGGUGCGCCAAUGAGUGUGGUGGACUUUGCAGUACCAGCAAUUAUGGCUGGAGAAUUGACAAAGAUUUUGGAUAACCGAGUAGGGCAACCAGAGCCAAGUGAAGAAGUAGAAGCAGUGGAAUUGGUGGCCUAUACUUCAAUGCAUUGUGUGCAUUUGGAAGGUAGAGACAGACCCACCAUAUCUGACAUUGUUUCUAAUUUAGAGAGAGCUUUGGCUGCAUUUGAUGAUAGCCAUGGCAGCAUCUCUAGUGGUCCAAUUUCCUUUAUUUCUGACUGAUACCACGCACUCUGAUUCUUUUCCUUGGCUAAUUUGUGUGAUUAUAUUGUUUUUACUAGUGUAAAGGGUAUUAUGUUCAUUCUAACACGACAUCUGGUGAAUUUGUAAACUGCGACAGUCGAACAAGUUCUACAAGAAAUUCUUUUCCUCCCAGAAGGUUAAUAA